UCCUAAUAAGAGUUUCAGUGUAAAUUAAUCUCUUUUCAGUUCCAUCUGUUAAACCACCGUUUCUUGUAAACACAAUAAAUAAAGCUCGGCCACUCCACAAAUAUUUCCAUCUACAAGUUCCAAUUUACAUUAUAUUCCACUGAUCGACUAGCUAGACUCUCCAUGCAUUCCAUGAUCAGAGCUCUUGAUUCACUAGAACAAGAACAAUUCAUCUACCAGGAGGAGCCGAUGAGCUUUGGCCGGCAGCUGCAAGGCGUGCAGUUUCCGGCGGAUCGUGACGAGGCGGCGAUCAUGACGGCCAUGGUGGCCGUCAUCGCUUCCGCCGCCGCCGCCGCCUCGUCCUCGUCCGCUUACUCUUCUUCCACGUCGGCGAUGUCCAACCCGGCUCGAGAAGCUUGUACCGACUUCAACAACUUAAACGAGCGAGCAUUUAGGCCUUACAGCUCUGCUCUGGCUCCGAAUUAUCACGAGCCCAAAGAGUUCCUGUGGGGGCAAAAGAUGAUAAAGAACUCGAUCUGUUUUCUGAGAAGAGUAAAGCGCGAUCAAGAGCCGCCGCCGCCGUCAACAAGCAGCCAUCAGCAGCACGUGGUAUCGGAACGGAGGCGUCGCGAGAAGCUCAAUGACAGCUUCCACAGGCUCAGCAUGAUCCUCCCUCCGAGUUCCAAGAAGGAUAAAGCUUCGGUGCUGAUCGAUGCAAGGAACUACUUGAAGACCCUGAGAGCUCAAAUUUUGGUGCUUCAGGAGAAGAACCGAAAACUGGAAGCACAUCUGCCAAACAAGGAGAUGGCAGAUCAGGGCUACAAGGCAGGCAAUAACGUUCAGGUUGAAGUCCUGAAAUUAGGCUCAGAAGAGCCACGCUCGCAGUUGGAGCAGAUCCACAUCAAGAUAGCUGUGGGAGUGGAAUGCAACAUUGUGAACUUGAUCCUGCAUGUUCUGGAAUGCCUCAGAGGGAUGAGGGUUGUGAGCAUAGCUUCAGUGGAUGCUCGUGCCUACUCCCCACAGAUGCAGCAGAUAUCUGCAGGAGCGAAUCUGAAGUUACAGAUUAAGAGGUGCGACUGGAACGAGGCGCUAUUCAAGGAAGCCAUGAACAGGGCGGUUGGAGGCGUUGCCGCAAGUGUUGAAACUCUUUUGGUGGCGUAGAUAUGCAUUGUGUGUAAUUAAUGAAGGAGGUUGAGAUUAAUUAUAAAAAAAAACUGCAGAAUAAGUAUUCCAGUAACAUUUUCAAUUUGUUUUCCCGUUCAAUGAUGUAAGAAUUGGAAUGAUAAUUUAUCUUUGGCGAACAUGAUGUCUUCCACAGUU
Molecule: messenger RNA, 1299 nt
Organism: Zingiber officinale
Lineage: Eukaryota; Viridiplantae; Streptophyta; Magnoliopsida; Zingiberales; Zingiberaceae
Product: putative transcription factor bHLH041
Exons: 4
Coding region: 163-1140 (325 amino acids)
Molecular function (GO): protein dimerization activity
Source: RefSeq, a predicted model, not a curated record